Molecule: messenger RNA, 1424 nt
Organism: Lottia gigantea (owl limpet)
Lineage: Eukaryota; Metazoa; Mollusca; Gastropoda; Lottiidae
Exons: 11
Coding region: 5-1357 (450 amino acids)
Biological process (GO): tricarboxylic acid cycle; succinyl-CoA metabolic process
Cellular component (GO): mitochondrion; succinate-CoA ligase complex
Molecular function (GO): ATP binding; succinate-CoA ligase (ADP-forming) activity
Source: RefSeq, a predicted model, not a curated record
CAAAAUGGCGUCCGUUUUGUUUCGAAGUGGUCGACAAGCAGACAAAUUACUAAUUCAAAAUGCAUCUAGGAUUCUAGGUGCAACAUCCAAUCCCUCUCAGAGAAAUCUUUCAAUUCAUGAACAUCUUGGUUUUGGUUUGUUGUCUGAGGCUGGAGUUUCUAUUCCUCGUUACCGAGUAGCCAGUUCUCCUGGUCAAGUUCAAGACUAUGCUAAAGAAUUAGCAAAAUUAUCAAAAACGCCAGAUGUAGUUCUAAAAGCACAAGUUUUGGCGGGAGGUCGAGGUAAAGGAUCCUGGGAUAGUGGAUUAAAGGGUGGUGUAAAACUUGUCUUCAAUGAUGAGGAAGCUAAAGAAAUCUCGGGGAAAAUGUUAGGACAUAAAUUACACACGAAACAAACAGGUGCCGAGGGUAGAAUCUGUAAUGAGGUCAUGGUAGUUGAAAGGUUAUAUCCCAGAAGAGAGUUUUAUUUCGCUAUCGCCAUGGAACGCAGUUAUCAUGGACCAGUGUUAGUAGGGAGUUCCCAGGGUGGUGUUAAUAUAGAAGAAGUAGCACAAGAAAACCCAACAGCUAUUGUCAAAGAACCGGUAGAUAUCACAAGAGGUAUCCAUAAAGACCAAGCUAUAUUCCUAGCUAAAGAAAUGGGAUUCAGUGAUAACUGUAUUGAUCAGGCAGCUGAGAUUAUGUUAAAGUUAUAUACUGAUGUGUUUUUAAAGUGUGAUUCCACAAUGUUAGAGAUUAACCCCAUGUCAGAAGAUGCCAAUGGAAAUGUUUAUUGUAUGGAUUGUAAAUUGAAUUUCGAUGACAAUGCUUUCUACAGACAGAAGAAAAUAUUUGAUAUGAAAGAUUGGACUCAAGAGGAUCCACGAGAUAAACAGGCUGCUGAGGCCGAUUUGAAUUAUAUUGGUUUAGAUGGUAACAUUGGUUGUCUAGUAAAUGGCGCUGGUUUAGCCAUGGCAACAAUGGAUAUAAUAAAACUACACGGAGGAAACCCUGCCAAUUUUCUGGAUGUCGGAGGCGGGGCCACGUCAGAUCAAGUUAAAGAAGCUUUUAGUCUCAUCACCUCUGACCCAAAUGUGGAUGCAAUUUUAGUGAAUAUUUUCGGUGGAAUUAUGAGAUGUGAUGUUAUAGCUCAGGGAAUUAUUCAGGCUGCUGAAGAACUUGACUUAAACCGAACUAUUAUAGCUCGGCUACAAGGAACUAGAGUAGAUGAUGCCAAGGCCCUGAUAGCAGCCAGUAAUUUAAAAAUUUUACACUGUGAUGAUUUAGAAGAAGCAGCCAAGCGGGCAGUCACUGUAUCAAAAAUGGUGAAAACAGCUCGGAAAGAUGGAAUACAUAUUCAUUUUGAAUUACCCCUGUAAAUACUGUAAUUUAUAAAUAUUGUUUCUAAAACUAUUAAUAUAUCAAAAGAUAAAACCCUGUGUCAGU